GGCAUUCCGAUAUACAAUAUUUGGGAUUAUAUCAGAGACAACAAGAAAAAAAGAUGCCAACACUUUUAUGACGAGUUUGCGAAGCUAUCCACUGGACUGGUUCAUCAACACGAAGUAGCUGCAAGAGAAGAAUACAAAGGGAAGAACCGAUACAGGGAAAUGUACGCAUAUGACCACUCCCGCGUGCCGUUACAAAAGCGGAGGGAUGACGACUGUGAUUACAUUAAUGCGAGCUACAUAGACGGUAACGGUAAAGUCCGAAAGUUUAUCGCUUCUCAAGGUCCAACCAUAAACAUGAUCGACGAUUUCUGGCGAAUGGUCUGGCAAGAAAAUGCUGAAAAGAUUGUAAUGCUUACUAACCUGAUUGAAAUGGCGACGGUCAAGUGCCUUCAAUACUGGCCAGAAAUGGACCAAACCUGCUCAUUUGGAGGAAUCGACAUAUCUGUCACUGGUGUUGAAGAGUUAAGAGAUUUUGAAAUAAGAACACUAAUUGCUAAAAAGAGUAAAUCUAGGAGAAUUCAACAGUAUCAUUUUAAAGCUUGGCCAGACAAGUAUGUCCCUGACAAUGGAUGGUGCCUUGUAGAGUUUUUGAAUGCUGUCGAAACACAGUCGACAAAUGCACCAAUCAUAGUACACUGCAGUGCCGGUGUUGGUCGGACCGGCACGUUUAUUGCACUUGACAACCUCGUAGAUCAGGCAAGGACUGAAAAAUGUGUUAGACCGUUGCAAAUGGUUGAAGCUCUGAGGCGCCAACGAGUCAACAUGGUUCAGACAAAGGAUCAGUAUGUAUACCUGCACGAAGCGCUUGCCGAAGCUCUGCUGAUGGGCACUGAUCACGUCUGGCAUAGACAGUUUGAAGAGGUCCAUUCCUUCAUGAUGUCAACAGAACCGGAAGAGAAACAACCUAGGAUGGUUAAACAGUUUCAGUUGAUUGAACAAAGUCUUACAAAUGAAGCCCAGCAUGUGCAGGAUGGGCCAGAAUAUGGAAACAUGGAAACAAUUCUUUCAGAAAGUAUGAGUUUCAAAUAGUGCAUUUUGUUUAA
Messenger RNA from Mya arenaria, 1043 nucleotides. RefSeq names its product receptor-type tyrosine-protein phosphatase alpha-like. The transcript has 10 exons. Gene Ontology annotation, molecular function: protein tyrosine phosphatase activity. NCBI's taxonomy places the organism in Eukaryota, Metazoa, Mollusca, Bivalvia, Myida, Myidae. Gene Ontology annotation, biological process: protein dephosphorylation. The record is from RefSeq and is a predicted model, not a curated record. Bases 160 to 1029 code for a protein of 289 amino acids.